Messenger RNA from Clupea harengus (Atlantic herring), 2222 nucleotides. RefSeq names its product KIAA1191 ortholog. The record is from RefSeq and is a predicted model, not a curated record. Gene Ontology annotation, cellular component: cytoplasm. Lineage: Eukaryota; Metazoa; Chordata; Actinopteri; Clupeiformes; Clupeidae.
CCUGCCAUUGGCCUGUACUUCCUGCCGGCACAGGCCACUGAGAGAUUGAACUCCCUCUCAAGCCAUGGCAAAGACGAUGCUGUCAUCUUUUUCGGCCUUUCAAGAAAACUGUUACAAGUGUCUUUGACAAGCAUGUUGGAUUGUUAGCAACUUUACAGGUGGAGCAGCAACAAGACCAUAUCAGCUCACCCCCAGCCAGCGCUCCUCCUGAUCUCCCACAAUGCUCCAUCUGCAGCCCCCACUCUCUGUGAGUCAGCAAGAAAUUCCUGUACUUUAGCAGAGGAAAUUACAUCUUUGCCAUCCUCUCAGUUAAGGGCUGCUGGUCCCACUGAUCGACCUUUUUCAGUCUCAACCACCUAUUACAUAACUUCACAACUGGAACAAUGUCAAAUGACAUUCCAGCCCUGGAAGGGGCGCCCUCCGAUGGCAUGUUGGGAGGGAUGUCCAUCCCCAGAGGGAUGACCCGUCGCGCCAUGAGCUACGACGACAGCCUGGAGGGGCCCAUGGCACCGCUCCCCUCGGACAUCAACAUCAGCAACCUGUGGAGGAGGCCUGUCAUUCCUGACCGCAAAUUCCAGCGACUCACUGAAGAGGAUGAAACAGGAAGUGAGCUGACGCAUGCUGUUGACGCUGAGGCUGCCAAACCGCAGGUUCCAGUGGUGAAGGCCAAAGCCUCAGUCCUCAUGAACUCUCUGAUUACUAAGCAGACCCAGGAGAACAUACACAGGUUUGAGAAGCAGGCAGGUCUGACUGACACAGGCUACAGCCCUCAUAAAGGCCUGGUGGACGAGACCCACUAUCACCGUAUGGCUGACUCAAUACAUAAACUGCACAUGCAUAAUACUGACCUGAAAGAAGAGAAGCAAACCUCAUCUACUCAGUCUACUCCAACAACUACUCCACAACACUCACCCAAACAGAAACGCAGGAGCUGGUUCAGCAGUCAGAGUUCUGCAGGUUCCAUCACUAGCUCUGAGUUCAGCACUAGCUCCAGCUCUAGUGUUGAUUUGGGAGCUGGCGAAGGAGGGUCUGUGGAACGCUGGAGUUUCUUUGGACCUCGCCCUCCUGUGCAGAAAACAGCCAUAGACCCCGGUGCAGAGCCUUCAACUGCAGCGGGGUUUGCUUUGCAGCCCUAUAAGGGAGCCCAGAAGCCGACCCCUAUGGAGGUGAUGAAGGCUCAGGCCACUCGGCUGGCAGAGGACCCUGCCAACCUCAAAGCUCCCAAGAUGGAGAUCCCCACCAUGGACGGAAAGAGACAGACGACCCGGCCUCACAAGCUGAAGCACCGCGACAUGAACGUCCUGACUCCCUCUGGUUUCUGAGCGCCCUGCUUUCCACCCUGCCUGAUAUUGUAGCCUUUUGUCGUGUCUCCUCUGCAUUUCCAGCACUCUUGACCCUUGUGCUGUCAUGUUCCGCGCAUACGCACAGUAGUUGAAGUAUUCCCUCUGAAUCCCGACCUCCGUGGAGCCCCAGUAUAGUUCCGUCAGUGAAGUACUCACAGUUGUGCCUCCCCAACGAACAGUAGCUGUUAGUAAUGAAUGUGUUGUCUGUGUGUUGAAGUACUGCUGUUUGUGCCAUUUUAUUUCACCUGCCUCUUCAUUUUGACUUUUGUUGUAAUUGUGUCUAUCACAUACUGUGUUUAAUAAUUCAUUUGUCAUUUCUUUGAACAUUCCUGAUUCAGAAUGGUGCAGCAUUUGUAAUAAUUUAUGUUGGGUGAUGCAACAUUUGAAUAUUUGAGCAUUUUAAUAUGAAUGUUUGUGGGUUUUUUUUUUCACACAUAUGUUCUAUAGUACAGGGCUUCAAAAUCAUUGAAACCAGUCUCAUUCAAUUGGGCUGUUCGAACAAACAAACACCACAUUUGUGAUGUCAUACAGGAACUUUCAUAGUGACUGGUUUUAUGUGUCACCUGACUGUUUUUAUGGCCAACCAUUCUCAGUGGUCUUGAAUCUGUGAUCAUAAUCUUUCACACUCGGUGUGAAUGAAUGAAGUGAUUCUGCCGAGGAAAAAAAAAAAAAACUUCAAAUUAAGGUAAUAUGGGCAUUAUGUAAUUUGUUUUAUAUGUAUUAUUUAAGAUGUCUAGAAAUGUUAUGUUUCCAGUGGUCCAACAUUUCAUUUGAAUUUCAAGAUAUUGAAGGAUUUGCAGUUCGUUGUCAUCAACAUACAUGUACACACCCAAAUAAAACAGCCUAAGUGGAUUCUCUAUGCGGUCAUCUCAAACAUAA